AGUUCAGCCUGAGCAGCUGCUGGAGCUACAAAGUCUUUUUUCCUCUUCUGUCAGGAUGGGUGCAAUACGGCUUCCCAACUUGUCUAGGAUCCUGUGUUUUUCUUUUCACAUUAUUCUCAUUCUGCUUCAACAGACUACUGCAGCACGAGAACUGAAGUUUGUGGUUGUACUUUUCCGACAUGGUGACCGCACACCAAUUGUAAACUUUCCAACUGAUCUACACAAAGAAAGUGAAUGGCCCCAGGGAUUUGGACAACUCACCAAGACUGGAAUGCAGCAGCUAUUUGAACUUGGACAGUACAUGAGGAAACGAUAUUCCAGCUUCUUGAACAGCACAUAUAACCGGCAAGAGUUUUACAUCCAAAGUACAGAUUAUGAUCGUACCAUUAUGAGUGCCCAAUCAUAUCUUUCUGGCCUCUUCCCACCAACUAGCAGCCAAAUUUGGAACCCUGAACUUCUCUGGCAACCCAUUCCAGUUCAUGUUUUUCAAAAAACAACAGAGCAGAGGCUGAAUUUUCCUCUGCCCAACUGUCCUCGUUUUGAUGAACUUCAGCAUGAAACACAAACAUCUAAAGAAUUUCAAAAUAGAAUACAACCAUACAUGGAUUUUUUACAAACAAUGGCAGUUAACACAGGGCUUGAACUAAAUCACCUUAAAAUACUGGACAAUUUCCAGCUCUGGAAUACAUAUGAUACUCUACAUUGCGAGGAUAUUCACAAUUACACUCUCCCUGUAUGGGCCACUGAAGAUGUAAUCAACAAGAUGGAAAAACUGGCAGAAUUGUCCUUACUCUCAUUAUUUGGUGUUUAUAAAACAGAAGAGAAAUCACGAUUACAAGGAGGUGUCCUUGUGAAUAUUAUUUUAAACAGUAUUAAACAAGCUGUCAACUCUUCAAAACCAAGAAAAAUGGAGGUCUACUCUGCACAUGACACCACAGUGGGGGCCCUCCAGAUUGCUCUCAAUAUUUUCAAUGGAAAACUGCCACCAUAUGCUGCUUGCCAGAUUUUUGAACUCUACCAAGAAAGCAACGGGCAAUAUAACAUCGAAAUGCAUUAUCGGAACGACACUUCAAAGGAUCCUUAUCUCCUCACUUUGCCAGGGUGCACCUCUUCUUGUCCACUUGAGAAGUUUGCUGAACUAGUUUCUCCUGUGAUUACAGAAAACUGGUCAAAAGAAUGUGGGAAGAAAGACAAAAUGAAAGAUAUUUUUAUUGGAUUUAAUGUUGCGGUUGGCUUGUUGUCCAUUUUUAACCUUGUACUGCUCUACCUCCUUUAUCAUUAUGGACGCUGCAGGCUCAGAAACAGCUACCAAGACAUUUAGAGUGGAAGUAAAGAAAUGAAAGAGAGAGCAGCUAGACAUCAAGGAAUACUUGAAGUUGCUGGUAUCCAACAGUUUGCUCUGGUCAGAAUAAUCUCCAAAGCAUAUUCAAUAAACCUGAACAGCUGAGGUAUCUGCAGCCUAGCUCCCAAAAUUCUACACAUCUGCAGUGAGAAAUACUGUAGAAAUACGUUAUUUUAGGAAUUACUGGAUGGAUGGAUGGAAUUACUUCAAUUUGUAUCUUUAUUCUACUAUUACUAUUAAUCAAUUUUACAUCAACCAGUCCAGUCAAUAGCAGGAAUGCUAUUGACUCCUCUUUUUUUUUAUAUUGCCUAUUACCAUUUAGCCCACUGCUGCUCAACAAGUCUUUCUUCAAAACUUCAUUCUGUAAUAUGUACCUUACUUCCUAUAAAUGGCUAUUUUGUUGAUGGAGAAAAACAGAUUUAGUGAGCAGAAGUUUCAAUUGCUGUAUGAAGAAGACUCAUACCAGCAUUUGGAGAUACUGUUCCCAUGUUUAUUUAUUCAAAUCUAUGCAUGAGUUUUGACCUUGGCCUUCAGCUAAUAAAAGUCUUCAGCCUGCUCCUUACAGGAGUUAGACUACUGUAGCUCUCACUGAAAUUAGUAGAGCUGGGAUUAUCUCUGUCACAUAUCCAGGUACCAAGCAAGAAGCUUGCAACAGCAUCUUAGUCAGUGUCUGUAACUUUAAUAAUAUGGAUAAGUAAAUACAUUAAAAUCUGUUUUCUGUUUUCCGAUUUUUCUGAAUAUUCUCCCAGUCAUGAAUGAUCCUUUGCUCUGCAUUUCUUUGAACCACUCUUAGAACAAUUCCUCAAGCUACCACUCUUUUCAUUAUCUUUUAUUUUAAAUCACAAUAACUCCUUUAACUCCUUGCUCUGUUCACAAUCCUAUAUAUUAGCAAGAUGUACACUAAAAGAAACCAAUGAUUCUGCUUUUUGUAUGUUGAUCUCUUCUGUGCAAUUUAUUUUGUUUAGAUUGUAAGCUUCUAAUGUCAGGGAGUGUGUUUCUGUAACUGCUCUUGAGUAUUCCAAACUAUAUACAUAAUAAGCACUAAUACUACUUAUUGUCAUAUGUUUCAAGACUGAAUCAAGACUUUUUCAUUCUGUAGCCCUGCAGUGGAUAGGGUGAAUGACAAUACCAUGGAGAAGUAUCUUUAAAACUCAAGACAACCAUACAAACAGGUGCCAACAGCAGGGUCAGCACAACAGAUAUAAUAUGUCCUGUUGAGAUUCAGAAAGAGAGAAAGCUGAGAGAUGGGGAAAAAGCUGAUGUCUGCUUAGCUCAGACAUAGCGUCACAGCAGUGUGAAUACACUGCUUCUGGACUGACUUUCACACACAUUCUGUGGGUUGCAAUGUGGAGCUCAGAAGCCUCAAUAAGCUAUCACUGAGAUAGUGAUCUAGAGAUCAGCCCUCAAUAUUACAGCUGAAAUGUGAUAGAAUUAUAUAUUAAUUAUGUUAAUAUUAAUGAUAUUAAAUACCAUAUAUUAAAUACAUAAUAUAUCAUGAUAUUAAAUAUUAUAUAUUAAAUAGCGUAAGUCAGAGUAACAAAUGCUUGUGAGAAUAUAACACUUCCAAAAGGUAUUUCUUGUAACAACUUCAGUUACUGAACUGUACACCUUUUGAAAAUUAUUUCUCACUCAGUAAAAACUUGUAGUAAUAUCCACAACAUAUCCCUUUUAUUUAUUUUAGGAAAUAUCAUAAUCAACUGGUGGAUUUGAGUCUUAUAUGUUCAGGAUUUUUAUUGUAUAACAAGUUGACGCAAAACUGUCAAAAAGGUGAAAAGCUGUCCCUAAAUCAGACAGUUCAGAUGUACAAUCUUCAGCCUGUAACUAGUCAUUUUGAUCCUCAUGCAAAAACUUGAGGGAAUAUCUACAUUGCAGUCAAAAGUAUUAAAGCAGCUCUAAGAAACAAGCCUGAGGUAGCUUGGUUACUAUUAGAAGUGUACUCACAGUGGAAAAAAAAAUUCAGAACAAACAGCAAAACUUUUCUUGGCUCCUGUAUCUGCAUAUAUAUAUAUAUAAAUAUAUACACAGUCAGUGGUUACCUGAUACUGAGCUCUGCAUUACCACAGCCAUAAUGCUGCUGGCACCCACUUAAGGAUAAAUUAUGUUUUUUAUUAGAGGAAGUCAGAUACUUGACAAAUGAAGAUGUAUUGACUGAUAAUGUGCAGUAAGAACCAGUUUUGAAAUAUUAGAAAAUCAGUCAAUUGCACUCCUCAAGAAUCAGAAUGGGAUGUGUUUUUCCAAGAUUGCUUCUUACUAAAAGAAGCAGAUUCAGACAGAAAGUAAAAUGUGAAGUGUCUGAGACAUCCUGCCUGGUUUAUGCUGCUCAAGCCUAAGCUGUAAGAAUUUCAAAAGAUAAGGCAAUUCUUUUUGCAUCAGGAGCUGUCAGGAAGGAGUUUUAUUGUAGGGACACCUUUCUGUUAACAGAUAGUCAUACUUGAAAAUGCAUAUGCACUUUUAGAAAGGAUCCAGUGAACACAAGUCACAGAGAAUGUGAUGACAAGUUCAGAUGCUGUAACUUCAGAAUAAAUGAGUGUACAUUAAAGAUGUAGUAACUUAGUGAAGUAGGCCCUGAAUCUCACUUAUAGGAAAGAUGUUUUGUCUUGCUGUGUUUAAAUCAAGUGAAAUUUCUCCAGUGGAGUAAAAGAUUGUACAUGUAGACGAGUUCAUAGCUUUUUUAUUUUUUCAGCCAUAUUCACAAUUUGCUUAGUAUAAUCUGCAGACUGUUCAUGAUUAGAAAAUAUCUUGUCUCCAACCAACUUGUGGCACUGCAAUAAAGUACUUUAAAGAAACAA
Molecule: messenger RNA, 4131 nt
Organism: Parus major (Great Tit)
Lineage: Eukaryota; Metazoa; Chordata; Aves; Passeriformes; Paridae
Product: prostatic acid phosphatase-like
Exons: 11
Coding region: 56-1321 (421 amino acids)
Biological process (GO): lysosome organization; dephosphorylation
Cellular component (GO): plasma membrane; lysosome
Molecular function (GO): acid phosphatase activity
Source: RefSeq, a predicted model, not a curated record